Populus euphratica (Euphrates poplar) is the source of this 926-nucleotide messenger RNA. RefSeq names its product cytochrome b-c1 complex subunit 6-like. Lineage: Eukaryota; Viridiplantae; Streptophyta; Magnoliopsida; Malpighiales; Salicaceae. Bases 378 to 656 code for a protein of 92 amino acids. The record is from RefSeq and is a predicted model, not a curated record. Gene Ontology annotation, biological process: mitochondrial electron transport, ubiquinol to cytochrome c. The transcript has 6 exons. Gene Ontology annotation, cellular component: respiratory chain complex III.
UAUUAAAACCGCAGAAUUCAAUGUGAUUGGAAACGGGGAACCAGUGGGACCUCCUACUCCUCCGCCAUUAGACGGUGUAUCCUCCGCCCAAAACGGAUUGCAACCAGACCUAACCUUGGUCAUUUUUCAGAUGCGAAAUUGUCGCCUCACACACGGAAUGGAUAGACCUCGUCUUAUCGUUUUCACCAACCAAAAAAGAGAGCCCCGUUAUGGCCCAACAAAACUCAGCCCAAUCUCAGAUCACAAAUCUCUGCCAAUCAUCCUGAGGUCAACAGUGACAUAGUUUGCAUAAGUGAACGUUCUCUCUAUCUGUCAUUAACUCGAAUCCAAGGGAACACCGCAAAUUAUCAUAUCGUGCCUUUUUUUAGCUCUAAUACAUGGCGGACGAGGAACUUGUUGAUCAAAAGAAGUAUCUCGAGGACUCUUGCAGGCCUAAAUGUGUGAAGCCUUUACUUGAAUACGAGGAACUAAAAGAAAUGACGCUGCUUAUUGUUUUAUGUGGCACUUCAUCAGUCUGGGGUCGUGAAAUGAGUGCAUGUGUUAAGAGAGUUGAAGGAGAUGACAGUGGCCACAAACAUUGUACAGGGCAGUACUUUGACUAUUGGUUCUGUAUUGAUAAAUGCGUUGCACCGAAGCUAUUCUCUAAACUGAACUGACAAGGAGCGCUUUCAGGACACCACUUUCGUUUCCAAUUCGAGUUUUUUGCUAUCUUAGUUAUGUGAAAUGUUGCUUGGCUGAUUCGUGUCAACCCUUUAUCAUUUUGACAAGGAAAACCUGUUGAAUUAGAAUAACAGAGAAUGUUGUGACUUGAUGGAUUUGUAAGCUGUUGCAGCAAAUAUCAUGCGAAGUCACGAUGAAAAGAUCGAAAGACUCAUGAUUGGGUUUAUAGUAUCAGUAGUUCUGCCCUCUUUUCAUAGAAAGAGGUA